Molecule: messenger RNA, 1697 nt
Organism: Cylas formicarius (sweet potato weevil)
Lineage: Eukaryota; Metazoa; Arthropoda; Insecta; Coleoptera; Brentidae
Product: zinc finger protein GLIS2 homolog
Exons: 3
Coding region: 497-1546 (349 amino acids)
Biological process (GO): regulation of transcription by RNA polymerase II; smoothened signaling pathway
Cellular component (GO): nucleus
Molecular function (GO): RNA polymerase II cis-regulatory region sequence-specific DNA binding; DNA-binding transcription factor activity, RNA polymerase II-specific
Source: RefSeq, a predicted model, not a curated record
GUGUUGGUGAAAUCCGGCAUCCACUGAUAGAUAGCCACCUCGAGAAGAAAAAUCGUCAAAACAUCAGGAUUUAUGUCUUGAUGAUAGUCUCCAGUCCGUUUUGAGUAAUUCGCGCCAAUAAUGAUUUGUAACUACUGCACAUUCAUUUUAAAGAGACAAUAAUAUAUCGGAAGAACGAAACUUAAUGAACUCACCCAAACAACAAACUUCAGCGCACUGCAUCUUGAAAAAUCCGUCAUUUUCGGACACGCCAAAUUACAUGUCGGCAUUGCGUGCAUUGAAAAUUGAACAAACUAAUUUAAUUUCAAUUUAAUUAAGUGCCGCCCUGUCAUGGUCUUAUCAAUACGAGAGGUUAUUAAAAACUGAGACAUACUGUUAUAAUUAUUACUAGUUAUUUUGUCGCAAGUGGGUUUAUUCGGACCGACUAUAAACAGUAGUUUCUUUACAUAUACCUAUAUGUUAAAUUCAGUGUGAUCUGUCUCAUCUACCUACAGAAAUGUUUGUUUCCAAUCCCAGAUUGGUGGUCGGCCAACCGUUGCAAUACUAUGCCUACGCAUCGCCUAUGAGAACGGAAGAUUCGUUCCCUUACUUUCAACGUUUCGAGCCAUUUAGACAGCCCAUGGAGAGCAACGAAGACUACUUGCUCCCUUGUUCGCCUAACAGUACUCAGAGCGAUAGUGAAAAUUCGAUCUCGAGCAUUGAAGUUUCGCCGAAACCGAUUCAAAAGCCGGCACUGAAAAAGGAAGAAAAUACCAGAACACAAUGCUGCUGGAAAUCUUGCGGGCUAGCAUUUUCGUCGCUAGAACAACUCGCCGCGCAUGUAUCGAAAACCCACGCGUUCAGCGGUGCAGGGGGACUUUUCUAUUGCGGAUGGGAAGGAUGUAACAGGAACAACAAAGGAUUUAACGCGAGAUAUAAAAUGCUGGUCCACGUCAGGACGCAUACCAACGAAAAGCCUCACAAAUGCACCCAAUGCGACAAGUCGUUCUCCCGCGCCGAAAAUUUAAAAAUCCACUCGAGGUCGCAUAGCGGCGAAAAGCCAUACAUUUGCCCGGUGCCCGGCUGUAACAAGGCAUAUUCCAACUCGAGCGACCGUUUCAAGCACACGAGAACCCACUCCGUCGAGAAACCGUAUCAGUGCAAAGUGGCCGGUUGCCCUAAACGAUACACCGACCCGAGCAGCCUGAGGAAGCACGUCAAAACGUAUAAACAUUUUUUUAACGAGAACAGUCCUUCGUUGGAUUCGAACCUCCAGAAAACAGACGACGCGGACGUCGAAAAUCAAGCGCAAACAGUCAGUUACGAAGAAGAACCUUCGCCGGCCAGAGUGUCCGUCAUCAAGCCCACCAGUGAAGUUGCGAAAUGCCACGAGGAUAACUCCAACGAGAUAUUCAGGAUAGGAGCGUUGAUCGAUAUUAAGAACGACGGUUACAGAUUCUCGGAAUCGUAUACGCAUAAGCUUUACAGGCCGUUCGAAAUGGAACCGAAUCGUAUGGAAGUCGAUUUGGACGUGCCGCUUGACUUAAGCAUGAGGAAGACCAUAUAACCGCAAGAGGGCAUUUUUUAUAGACUGUUCGUUUCCAGUAUUACCGCGUGGCCAUUGUGUUGUUUUUCUAAGCUAAUUGGGCUUAAAGCAAUAUUGAAAUGUGAUAUAUAAAAAUAAGAGUUUAUCCUUGUAUUAUAAUAAUAAAAUAGAC